Molecule: messenger RNA, 1502 nt
Organism: Pecten maximus
Lineage: Eukaryota; Metazoa; Mollusca; Bivalvia; Pectinida; Pectinidae
Product: solute carrier family 25 member 45-like
Exons: 6
Coding region: 354-1244 (296 amino acids)
Biological process (GO): mitochondrial L-ornithine transmembrane transport
Cellular component (GO): mitochondrion
Molecular function (GO): high-affinity L-arginine transmembrane transporter activity
Source: RefSeq, a predicted model, not a curated record
CAGGUAGGUACAGGGUCAGUACAACCGAGAUAGAGUAUCAUACCCGGUAGUAUACGUGUGACCUCGGUCAGGGCUCUGUUGACGAAGAUAUGUAAGAUAAUGACAAGUGACAGGUUAGGAGAAUCGGGACCAUUGGCGACUUAGAACCUAUGAUUUUUGUUUACAUGACUACACGGAAAGCAAUACAGCGAUAAUAUCAUCAGAAGGAGAAAACCAUUAGGAUGUACUUCCGGGUUGUCUCUGGUCCAUUCCUGUGCUUCUGGUAAAACAGUCCAGCUUCAGGUGUUUGCUUGCAGAGGAGGUGUAUUGCGAAUCAACAGAUGAGCGACGUCUAGCUGUCCGCCUUCUCCGACAUGCCUAGUCAUCUUAUAAACGACUACAUAGCGGGAGCUAUCGGAGGUUCGGCUGGUCUGUUGGUUGGACACCCGUUUGACACUACAAAGGUGAAAUUACAGACACAACAUGGAAAUCAGCGAAAAGGAACCCUGGCGAUGGUCUCAAACAUCUUCAAGCAGGGAUGGACUACUGGCUUCUUUCGGGGACUGUCAUGGCCGAUGAUGUCCUACGGAGUUGUAAACUCGGUCCUAUUCGGCGUCUACGGGAACACCCUUAAGUUCCUGGACAAGGACAAUGACACUAAGAAGUCAUCCUACCUCAACAUUUACCUGGCGGGAUGUGUAGGGGGCGCUGCACAACUGAUUCCGGUCAUACCUACUGAUUAUGUCAAAGUCGUGUUGCAGUCCCAGGUUUCCCAUGAUGCACAUAAGACAGCAGUCCAGAGAGCAAGCAAAGACCCUUAUUUCAAGGGACCAAUACAGUGUGCCAGACACGUGUACAGAACUGAAGGAUUGUUGGGAUUAUACAAGGGUGGUGGAGCCAUGUUCUGGCGCGAAGUCCCAUCUUACGGCCUCUUUCUCCUCGUCUACGAGUCCUUCAGCGAGGCCAUCAAAUCUAGAGGCUGGACUGACUCCAAGGGAUUCAUAGCUGAUUUUAUCGCUGGUGGCUGUGCAGGAAGUAUGACUUGGUUCUCUAUAAUGCCAAUUGACGUUGUAAAGAGUCGUUAUCAGGCAGAUAUGGUGGGUCAGUACAAGGGACCGUUGGAUUGUGCAAUCAAAAGCUUUAAGGCAGAUGGACUCCGGGUGUUCUAUAGAGGCAGUAUUGUGACGUGUGUCCGAGCGUUUCCGGUGAACGCUGUGACGUUUGUUGUAUAUUCACAGAUUCUACAGUAUCUGGACAGCAGGUGAUGGCGGUCUAGGAAUAACAUUUAUUUGUAUAUACAAUGAAAUAUACUAGUACGAUAAUUGUCUAUAAUACACAUAAAACGAAAAUGCUUAUUUUUAUUUAUAUAAUUAUCUCUUCAUUUCCACAUAGCUAAAAUAAGAAAAAAUGCAAUUUUAAUGCAAUGUCAGUAUAAUAUUUCGUAUAAAAGAAUAUUUUCAAAAAUUCUGAUUAUUUUUUUUAAUUGAAUGAAUGAAAACUAUAUUAAUCUUUAUCAAAUUAAA